AUGAACUCUCUUCCACCCUCCCGCCGCCCAUCUCUGGCUCCGUCGGCUGGCUCACGCUCCUUCCAUCGCAGGGUCUCGGCCCUCUCCCUCUCGCAAGCCGAACAAGGAGACACGACCAACGUCAACCCCGAAGACCAGGUCGUCGCAGAUGAGAUUGAUGAGAUCAAGCGCUAUGAAGAUUUUACCACAAUAGACUGGGUCAGAGAUGCCGCCAGGGAACAACAGCGCCGCAAGGCCAAGCGACAGGAGCGAGCUAAAUUGGGUCAUCUGGAUUGGAGAAGGAGGCUAUGGGAGGCAUAUGAUGCUGGCCAGGCAUGGCUGGUUGUCACUCUGAUUGGCACUGCCAUUGGUCUGAACGCCGCCUUUUUGAACAUAAUCACCGAGUGGCUGUCUGAUAUCAAGCUGGGUCAUUGUACGACUGCUUUUUACUUGAACGAGAGCUUCUGCUGCUGGGGUGCCGAGGAAGGCUGCGCAGAAUGGCGGCCUUGGAGUUCACAUAUCAUCUUCCGCUAUCUAAUAUACAUCCUCUUCUCCGUAAGCUCUGUUCCUCGCUCCAACCUCUGCCACAAUCUGAUCGUGUACAAANNGACCAUCUUUGCCUUUACCUCCGCUCGACUCGUCAAAUCUUAUGCUCCUUACGCUGCCGGCUCUGGAAUCUCCGAGAUCAAAUGCAUCAUUGCAGGCUUCGUCAUGAAAGGCUUUCUCGGCUUCUGGACACUACUCAUCAAGUCCAUCGGUCUUCCUCUUGCUAUCGCUUCUGGCUUGUCGGUUGGAAAGGAGGGGCCCAGUGUCCACUACGCCGUAUGCACAGGUAAUGUCAUCUCUCGCUUCUUCGACAAGUAUCGCCGAAAUGCUGCAAAGACUCGAGAGAUUCUUAGUGCAUGCGCUGCUGCUGGUGUAGCCGUGGCUUUCGGAAGUCCUAUUGGAGGUGUCCUGUUCUCCCUCGAGGAAAUGUCAAACUACUUUCCUCUCAAGACGUUAUGGAGGAGUUACUUCUGUGCUCUGGUAGCAACAGCAGUGUUAUCUCUCGUCAUGUUCACCGUGAGCUACGAUCGACAAUGGCAUUUCUUCGAAAUCUUCUUUUACAUCAUCCUCGGCGUAUUCGGUGGUCUGUAUGGUGCCUUUGUCAUCAAGUGGAACCUCCGAAUGCAAGCUUUCCGAAAGCGCUACCUCGGCCAAUAUCCUAUCCUCGAAGCCACCAUACUCGCUGCCGCGACAGCUAUUCUAUGCUAUCCAAACAAGUUCUUGCGAAUCGACAUGACAGAGACCCUGCAAUACACUGGCUGCCCUUCUAACCACAAACAGNNUCGUCAAAAUCGCUGGACAUCCGUUCUUUCUCUGCUUAUCGCUACAGUCCUUCGCACGUUUCUCGUCAUCAUAUCUUACGGCUGCAAAGUACCUGCUGGUAUUUUUGUACCUUCAAUGGCUAUUGGCGCAUCUUUUGGUCGCAUGGUUGGUAUCUUGGUCCAAGCGAUGCAACAAGCAUUUCCCAACUCUGCCUUCUUCUCAGCCUGCCAGCCCGAUAUGCCUUGUAUCACGCCGGGCACGUAUGCUUUCUUGGGAGCUGCGGCUGCAUUGUCUGGCAUCAUGCACAUCACUGUGUCUGUUGUUGUCAUCAUGUUUGAGUUGACCGGAGCUCUUACUUACAUCUUACCAACCAUGGUCUGUUACGGACAAUCAUAUACACGUCGUGAUCAUGCUGACUCCUUGUCUAGNAUUGUUGUUGGUGUGACAAAAGCAGUUAGCGACCGCUUUGGAAAAGGAGGUAUUGCAGAUCGUAUGAUUUGGUUCAACGGCAUGCCAUUCCUCGACAACAAAGAGGACCACGCAUUUGGUGUACCUGUUUCCACAGCCAUGAUCAGCGAAUUGAAGGCAUUACCCGUCUCUGGACUGGAAGUUCGGGAUCUCGAAAAACUCCUAGACGACACGAAUUACUCUGGCUAUCCCAUCGUCGAAGACGCAACCUCAAUGAUGCUAGUCGGAUAUGUUGGCCGUACUGAGCUGCGCUAUGCCCUCGACCGAGCCAGGCGCGACCAAAUGGCAACACCACGCACAAAAUGUUUCUUCACUCCGGUCGCUGGGCACGUACCAGUUACGCCUUCGACACCAAAUCCAGCAGUUCACUUUGACUAUCUAAGCGCGUCAUCAAAUCAGUCGAGUGUGGACUUGAGCAAGUUCAUCGACGCAACCCCCAUCACAGUUCAUCCUCGUCUUCCACUGGAGACCGUCAUGGAACUGUUCAAGAAACUCGGACCUCGAGUCAUUCUCGUCGAGUAUCGUGGUAGACUUACUGGUCUUAUCACCGUCAAAGACUGCUUGAAAUAUCAAUUCCAGGCUGAAGCACACGAGAAUCCCAAAGAUGAUUCUGCCCUAAGAGAAGCACAGGAUCGGUUGUGGGAGAUCAUCAGGAAGACUGCUGGUUGGAUAAACAGUCGACUGUCAUUCUUGAAGCGACAGAGUCGUCAUGUUCGACUACCUUCCAAUUCUGAUGUAGGUAUCACGCCAACGAGCGAUACAUCGGCAGAAGGUCGAGCAGCGACAAGAGACGGCGACCUAGAAUUAGAGCACAGGACAUGA
Molecule: messenger RNA, 2577 nt
Organism: Aureobasidium uvarum
Lineage: Eukaryota; Fungi; Ascomycota; Dothideomycetes; Dothideales; Saccotheciaceae
Source: the annotation of a GenBank genome assembly